This is a messenger RNA of Dacryopinax primogenitus, 1740 nucleotides long. RefSeq lists its product as uncharacterized. The coding region runs from base 1 to 1740 and encodes 579 amino acids. The transcript is spliced from 5 exons. The record is from RefSeq and is a predicted model, not a curated record. NCBI's taxonomy places the organism in Eukaryota, Fungi, Basidiomycota, Dacrymycetes, Dacrymycetales, Dacrymycetaceae.
AUGGAAGCGGAGGGUGACAUGGGGCAUGUGCUUGGAUCCGCAGGAGGCGACGUAACAGGCAUGCCCAACAUCGUUGGGGCAAGCCGCAGAGAAUCGUCUAUAACUAAGGAUAGAGCGGGAUAUCGACGCUAUAGUGGCCGUGUCCUUCGUUCCCAUGCAAAUCCCAUUAAGCCACCGCCGCCUGAGCCUGACCCCGAUUGGCUGACUGAACUUGAAACUGCCACGCAUCGGAUCACCACGCAAUAUAAACAGUUUUGCGUUGGUACCCUCCCAUGCCACUUGUUUUCAAUCGAGAUCAGAGAUGUUCUGCCUGACAACCCUCUUGCAGGAUGGCAUUCCGAGGAACUUAUUCGCAACACUCUAAGGCACAAGUCCGAGUUGUCCUUCAGCGAUUCGGAGGACACUGGGCAUGUUGCCCUUCGGCUUCCACUCUUCAAAUGGAUAUUUGGGGAUAUUCUCCAUCUGAAGGAGGUUGGUUCUCCAUCUACUGGACGCUACAAUGAGGCAACUGCACGAACACCGUUCGAUUCACUGCUCAAAGUCAUGUCGAUUCCUCAAGCUGUAGGCAGUGUACAGACCUCCGCAGUUGCUGAAGUGAAGGUAGCCAUCUCGCGCCCGCGUGAUGAGGAUGGACCGAUGCAUCUGUUGGACAACAACGGCAUCUUCAGUGACUUUUUCGAGGUCGCACAAAGCGAUGCUUUGAUGCUCCUUCACCCCUCACGUGAGGUGCAGAUCCUAUACCGCCUUGCAAAGUCCAAGCAGGUGCCACCUGCCCCCAAGGAAACCUCGUGGAAGAGUGUAUUCAAUUCCGAGGAUCCUUUGUCAUUCAUUCUUAACGUGACGGAGUACAACCUUGAAGACUUGGAGGGCUGUAUUGCCCAAGUGGAAUUCGUGAUGGUUGCAAUGCAGCGUUUGCUGCAAUCUUUUGGGUUAACGGACGUCGUUGUUUUCGGAUCUGUCGUGGACCCGACCGCAGUACGCAUAUUUGGAUGCUUUGGUGGAGAUAAGUCCGAUACCCUAUAUGUCCAUCUAUGCGAAACGUUAUCCAUAUCCCACGCUCCUCAUUUUUGGCGCUAUGUCUUCUUUCUAUCAAAUCUCGAGAGAUGGGGGCGUGUGGAGUUCCACCAAAUGCUACGUGGCAUCCUGAACACACCCCACUCCUUCUCGCCCAAGGCAUGGCGUUGUGACACCUGGCUGUUUCAGAGAAAGAACGCUAGGCUUGCUGCGUUGGAGAGGACAAGAGAAGAAUCGAUGGAACCGACGGAUGAUGAAGGACACGAUGGAUAUCACGAGAAAAGCCAUAAACCCGGACCAGGAGGUGGUGGACCCGGACCCAGCAACCCCUCUGCAAACAAACGGAAGCGUAACCCUCACUCAGGUGGCAAGGCAAACCCGCCAAAGAAGGCCAAGGGAUGCUCAAUGCCACUGAACAAGCUGGAUGGCAAUGUAUCUGCCCGAGCGAGGUCGCGAUAUGUCUGCCCUGUUGAAAAGACUAUCCGAAACAGUACCACAGCGGCCCAAACCGCAGGAUGGCCACGUGUGCUCAAAACAUCUCUGCGGGAUCACCGCUCGGCUGCCCAUAUACAUCUGUCUGCAGAAGAAGUGCUUCGCAGAGCCGAUAUGGAUAGCUCAGACGAGUCAGACGAGUUAGACGACGACGCAGAGAAACUGAAGGACAAGGCCAGUCUACUUGACAGAAUAAUGAGGUGGAAAGGGGAUGUUUCCCCUACGGUUGUAUGA